AUGGCUGAUCGUCUUGCAUGGACAGAUGGACAGUUACAUGUUGGUGAAGUUAUAAUAACAUCACAAAAUGACGUUUCAAUUAAUGAUGGAUCAGAAAAAACGGAUUAUCAAAAAGGUUUAAUAACAUUAACUAGUCAUCGAAUUUUGUGGAAAGAUAAAUCAGCACAGGUAGAAUUACCACUAUCUAUUGUCAUAUUUAGUGAGAAAAAAGAUGCAUCAUUAAUUUCAAAAGCUCGUCUUGUUUGCACUGUAUCAAGAGGUCAGGAACCGAAACGUCCAGGACCAUUUGCAAGUAGUCGUCAUGAUGAAAUACAAUUUGAAUUUCGUGAAGGUGGUUGCAAUGACUUUUUACGUUUAGUUCAAGAAGAAUUAGUUAAAAAACGUUGGUUAUUACAACCAGUUAAACCAAAUACAACAGGAAUGAAUCCAACAACAAGUGAUCGUUCACAUCGUACAGGUAUUUCGGGUAUUGAAAAUCAUUUACAACAUCAAUUAAAUGUUCAGCAUCAAUCGAUUAGUAGUGCUUUUCAAGAUUUAAAUCAACUUAUGCAACAAGCCAAAGAUAUGGUUAAUAUAUCAAAAACAAUUGCAAGCAAAAUUCAAGAAAAACGUAGUGAUCUAACCAGCGAUGAAACGAUUCGUUUUCGAUCUUAUUUACUCAGUCUUGGUAUUGAUAAUCCAGUAACAAAAGAAUCAGCUGGUAGUCAAUAUCAUGUAUCACUAGCUAAAGAAUUAGCAUCAGUCUUAGAAAAAGCAUUAAAAGAUACGAAUGGCAUAAUGACGUUAAGUGAUGCAUAUUGUCGAAUAAAUCGUGCUCGUGGUUAUGAGUUAAUUUCACCAGAAGAUUUACUUAAUGCAGCUGUACAUAUGGAACAAUUAAAUCUACCUGUUAGAUUACGUGUAUUAAGUUCGGGUACAAAAAGUUUUGAAUUAACAAAUCGAAAUGAAAAGAAAGAUUUGCAAGACAUUGCUAAUUUUGUUGAAUCAUCGAUAUCAAUGAGUGCGGAUCAAUUGGCUAAUCUUAUUGGUAUUCCUGUGAUUGUUGCUCGAGAAAGAUUAAUCGCUGCUGAAACACAUGGUUUACUUUGUCGUGAUGAUUCGAUCGAAGGACUUCGAUUUUAUCCGAAUCAAUUUUGA
Molecule: messenger RNA, 1137 nt
Organism: Rotaria sp. Silwood1
Lineage: Eukaryota; Metazoa; Rotifera; Eurotatoria; Philodinida; Philodinidae
Source: the annotation of a GenBank genome assembly